AUGGCAAAGAAAUUCGACAUUCGCGAUUGGAUUUCAUCGAUGAAAUGUUGUUCAUUGCUGUUUAUACCGCAUUUAUCAAUCUGUCUAGUCUUUCUUAUUUACAUGUUGAUUGGUGCUAGUAUUCUUCAAGAGAUCGAAUCGGAAGAAUUUCCAGUGAAUUCUUCGUCUGUCAAGCAUCUUCAAAAAGAACGCGAGCGUCUUUUGAUAAAGAUCAUCGAGAAACGACAAGUAUUAGACUUACAACAGUACACUCGUUAUGUUUAUAAACAUCUUCGUCAAUACGAAAAUGAGCUGAAAAAACAAGCGCUUGUUCAGGAUAAUUCGACAUUGAAUUUUUCCAAUUCAUUAUUUUUUCUUGGAACAAGUCUGACGACAAUCGGUUCGAAUGAAUUUAUUCCGAAGAAGAAUCUUGGUAAAAUCUUCGUAAUUAUCUUCACAAGCUUUGGCAUUCCAUUAACUUUGGUGUUCUUAACUGAUUUAAGUUACUUGAUUCAAGAUUUGAUCGAAUGUAUUUCACUGAUCUUAUUCGACAUCUAUUCCACGAAAUAUUUCCUUCGUAUGCGUCGAUUCGGAUUGUUUCAUUUCAUCGAAAAUCAAUGUCAGAAAAUAUUUCAAAACGAUCAAGAUAUUUUCGAAAGAAAUCUCACAAUUGCGCAAUUGAUUAUCACAUUAACUGUUUACAUUCUCUUCGGAGCUUGGUUUAUUUCCUCGAAAUCCUUUUUCGAGAGCAUUUAUUUAUGUUUCACAAUUAUAUUUACGAUAAGUUUCAAUCGGAAGAUCCAUGAUGGCAAACAUCUAUUUUUUACAAGUGUCUAUCUGUUUAUUGGUUUAGCCAUAGGAUUUUUAUAUGUCAAAGCAGUUAAAGUUCGAAUGGAACGACUAUUGGAAACGUGUGGCAAUCGCUUGUUGAAGAAUCUGAUGGAUUUUACCGAACAAUUAGGCUAUCAUGAUUUAAAUCCAAAUGAUAUAUUGACAGAUACUCAUAUCAGUUCGUAUCGAAUGAAGAAAUACGAUCAAUCUUGCAGUUCUCAUAUACCACGAGCAAAAUCUGCCGAACAACAAUCGUCGCUGCGUCCAGUUGGUAUUGCUGAACCAUUUCGCCGUCUUUCCACUGGAAUUAUUGGUCGAUUAAAAACCAUUGAAGGUGAAACCGAAAGUCACCUGGAUAAGAGUGUUCAAGUUACAACGAUCAUUCGACGAUGUGGUCGCUGUGCUGAUUCCACACUUCCCAUCCUGCCUGUGAGAAAACACAGUGUAAUUUCAACAUCAUCUUCGUCGAUAGCUGAUAGCAGUUCAGGACCUGAAGAUGAUGAAGCUGUGGAUUAUCCUCCUCCUCCUAAUCUAGAUCGCAUACGUCAAAGACGUGCAACAUUAGUAGCUAAAACGAUUAUUAAUCAAAUGGCCACACAAUCACAAACAUCAUCGAUCGAUGAUACCUUACCGUCAUUAACACUUCUACCGAAUUCUCGUCGUCGUGCGGUGAACUCUGCGCCCAAUUCAGUUACAUGUUCAGUGAAAGUAUCAGCCUCACCUUCGCCCGAACUACCGCGUAAAUAUGAAGUUAAUCAAGAAGAAUUUUCUCAACUCUCCAAACAAAUCGCAGCCUUGUUAACACCAAGUGAUGAUGAGAAUUGA
Messenger RNA from Adineta ricciae, 1635 nucleotides. The record is from the annotation of a GenBank genome assembly. NCBI's taxonomy places the organism in Eukaryota, Metazoa, Rotifera, Eurotatoria, Adinetida, Adinetidae.